This is a messenger RNA of Capsicum annuum, 2195 nucleotides long. Its product is annotated as transcription factor PIF4. The transcript has 10 exons. Gene Ontology annotation, molecular function: protein dimerization activity; DNA-binding transcription factor activity. The record is from RefSeq and is a predicted model, not a curated record. Gene Ontology annotation, biological process: regulation of DNA-templated transcription. NCBI's taxonomy places the organism in Eukaryota, Viridiplantae, Streptophyta, Magnoliopsida, Solanales, Solanaceae. The coding region runs from base 265 to 1806 and encodes 513 amino acids.
CAAAAAUAAUGCACACGUCAUUUUCUCUCUCAUUAAUACUACUACUAGUGUCCAAUUCCAAAAAUGAUGCUCACAUUUGCUGUCUGUUUCUUUAUUUUCUUCUGAUUCUUGAAUGAGUUAAACGAAGGCCACAUAAUUUUUUCCUAUGUUGGAGUUUGGUUUCCCAUUAUAAUAUUUUUUGGUAUUUUUCCAUUUCUGAAUGUUAAAAGGUUUUCUUGGUAAAUUAACCUUUCUGUUUCCUUCUUUCUGUAAGUAAUUUUAGCCAUGAAUCCUUGUCUUCCUGAAUGGAAUAUUGAGGCUGAACAACCGGUUCCACAUCAAAAGAAGCCAAUGGGAUUUGAUCAUGAGCUAGUGGAGUUGUUGUGGCGAAAUGGCGAGGUAGUAUUACACAGUCAAACACAUAAAAAGCAGCCAGGCUAUGAUCCUAAUGAAUGCAGACACUUUGACAAGCAUGUUCAACCAACAAUAAGAGUUGCUGGUGAUCAGACCAAUUUGCUUCAAGAUGAUGAAACUGUGUCAUGGCUCAACUGCCCCAUCGAUGAUUCAUUUGACAAAGUAUUUUGUUCUCCAUUCUUAUCUGAUAUUUCAACAGCUCCCCUAAGGGAGGCUGAUAAGUCAAUUAGGCAAUCAGAGGACAAUAAGGUUUUCAAGUUUGAUCCCUUAGAGAUCAAUCAUGUUCUUCCGCAAUCACAUCAUUCUGGUUUUGAUCCAAAUCCAAUGCCCCCUCCAAGAUUUAACAACUUUGGAUCAGCACAGCAGCAACAUCACAUAGGGGGCAAUCAGAAAGGUGUUAACUUUCCUCCACCUGUAAGGUCCUCCAAUAUGCAGCUUGGUGGCAAAGAAGCUAGAAGCAAUCUGAUGCUGCAAGAUAUUAAAGAGGGGUCUGUGAUGACUGUUGGUUCAAGCCACUGUGGCAGCAAUCAAGUUGCUGUUGAUGCUGAUACUAGCCGGUUUUCAAGUAGUGCAAAUAGAGGGUUGUCUGCAGCAUUGAUCACUGACUAUACCGGAAAGAUCAGUCCACAAAGUGAUACAAUGGACCGAGACACAUUUGAACCAGCUAAUACAUCAUCUUCAGGUGGAUCGGGCAGUAGUUAUGCAAGAGCAUGCAACCGAUCUACUGCGACCAAUAGCCAGAACCACAAAAGGAAAAGCAGAGAUGGUGAAGAACCAGAAUGCCAGAGUAAAGCUGAUGGGCUAGAAUCAGCUGGAGGAAACAAAGCCCAAAAAUCGGGAACAGCCCGAAGGAGCCGUGCUGCAGAAGUGCAUAACCUCUCUGAAAGGAGACGGAGGGAUAGAAUCAAUGAGAAGAUGAAGGCCUUGCAAGAUCUUCUUCCUCACUCUACUAAGACAGAUAAAGCAUCAAUGCUGGAUGAGGCAAUUGAAUACUUGAAGUCACUUCAAAUGCAACUGCAGAUGAUGUGGAUGGGAAGUGGCAUGGCAUCAUUGAUGUUCCCUGGUGUCCAACACUACAUGUCCAGAAUGGGAAUGGGGAUCAGUCCGCAAACGGUGCCUUCCAUUCACAAUGCCAUGCAUUUAGCUAGGCUUCCCUUGGUUGAUCCAUCAAUCCCUUUGACACAAGCUGCCCCUAAUCAAGCUGCAAUGUGCCAGAAUUCAAUGCUGAAUCAAGUUAACUAUCAACGCCAUUUGCAGAAUCCUAACUUUCAAGACCAAUAUGCCAGCUACAUGGGGUUUCAUCCACUUCAGGGUGCUUCUCAGCCUAUGAACAUUUUUGGCUUAGGUUCACAUACAGCACAGCAAAGUCAGCAGUUGCCGCAUCCAACUAACAGUAAUGCACCCACCACUUGAAGAGUUAUCACUGAGGAUGCUCUGCUAUCAAUGGGAAGUUAGGACAAGGAAAUUGCCUCACUUUGUUUAUCAUGGUACUAGACUCUAACUAUCACUGCCAGAAGAUCUUAAGAUUUUGGAAGCUAACCGCCCAAAAAUACAAGAGACAACGACACCAUAUUAAAUGAAAUACAUGAACUUCAUUGUUAUGAAUUUGUAUGACUCAUGGAGACUUCCUCAUAUAGCAAAGCUGGGGAUCAGUAUGUUUUAUUCUAUAGGAGCAUAUUUCUCAUGAGCUUCAUUGUACGAUUAGUGCUUGGCAUAUUUCUUAAAUCUAACGUUUAAUUGGAGCUGUAACCUACUGUAUAUAUCUAAAUUUACCGAGGAAUAAGAAAACCAUUUUGUCUUCA